AUGUUGGAGAAUUUUUUGGAGGUUAUGUGUAAUAAACCUCCGUCCAUUAUCGUAACCGAUGAGGACGAUGCAAUGAUUGCAGCAGUGAAAAAGAUUUUUCUUGAAUCCACCCACCGGUUGUGUGCAUGGCAUUUGCAGAAGAAUGUUACUUCAAAUGGAAGUGAGCAAAUGUUUCGUGAAAUAUUCUCUAAGUGGCUAUAUGUGGACAUGGAGGUUGACGAGUUUGAGUUCCAAUGGGAUCAAGCUGCUGACGAGUACGGUUUGCACAAAAACUGUUGGGUAAUGCAAAUGUAUGAAAAGAGGCACAUAUGGGCAAGUGCAUACCUACGCGACAAGUUUUGUGCUGGAUACCGGAUCACAUCUAGGUGUGAGGGGAUAAAUUCUCAUGUCAAGAAAUUCCUAACCUCGAGAUACAAUAUUGUGGACCUUGUGCAAAAUCUGGAGUUGGGGGUCCGUGAAUACCGUAACAAUGAGUUGGUUGCACAAUUCACUUCAAUGUACAGUACUCCAGUCCUCACAACAUGUUUGGAUCCUAUUGAGAAGUGUCCUGUAGCGGUCUACGCUAGAGUAAUAUUUAUGCAAGUUAAGAGAGAGAUUGAUGUUGUAGGAGGCCUUAAUUUUGUGAGCAAAAGGAGGUUUUCAACGACAAUGGUCUACACUACCAAAGAAUAUGGUCAUCCUGGUCAGAACGUAGUAACCUUAUUUGACAAUAACUCAUUAAAGUUUGAAUGUCGAUGUCGAUUUUGGGAGAAGGAAGGAUUUCUGUGUAAGCACAUAUUUUUAGUAAUGAAGCAUGAGCAUUUGAAGGAUAUUCCAAGCCGUUUGAUUCUAAAGCGAUAG
Messenger RNA from Arachis ipaensis, 840 nucleotides. NCBI's taxonomy places the organism in Eukaryota, Viridiplantae, Streptophyta, Magnoliopsida, Fabales, Fabaceae. The record is from RefSeq and is a predicted model, not a curated record.